Molecule: messenger RNA, 990 nt
Organism: Physella acuta
Lineage: Eukaryota; Metazoa; Mollusca; Gastropoda; Physidae
Product: homeobox protein caupolican-like
Biological process (GO): neuron differentiation; regulation of transcription by RNA polymerase II; cell development
Cellular component (GO): nucleus
Molecular function (GO): RNA polymerase II cis-regulatory region sequence-specific DNA binding; DNA-binding transcription factor activity, RNA polymerase II-specific
Source: RefSeq, a predicted model, not a curated record
GGGAGUGACGCCUGGAGAACUCUGACUCAACCGUCGCUCUACGACACGUCCGCCAUGGGGUUUUACUCUUACGGACCAGGGUACGGUGGCCUUGACCUUAACGCCCGCCGGAAGAACGCGACACGGGAGAGCACCAACACACUGAAGGCGUGGCUCCAGGAGCACAUCAAAAACCCGUACCCCACCAAGGGAGAGAAGAUCAUGUUGGCCAUCAUCACCAAGAUGACCUUGACACAGGUGUCCACGUGGUUCGCCAACGCCAGAAGGAGGCUGAAGAAGGAGAACAAGAUGACCUGGUCACCCCGGAACAGAAGCGAGGAUGGUGAUGACGAUGACGACGACGAUAACAAUUCUGACUGUGGUGACGACAAGAAGAGCACAAACAACAACAACAACAAAGAGCACAAAGAUGAGCAGAUUGACGUGGUGACCGAGUCCAGUGACCCGUCAAAGUCCGGCGACAAAAGACCGGACAUCUCGUCCUCCAAGAACCACGAGAACGAGAUCAGCCACUGCCGGCUGUCCCCGGAGCUUCCUCGAGGCCCCGCCUACAUCGCCGGUGACCACGCCCACCCGGACAUGGACGCGGGCAAGCCGAAGAUCUGGUCGGUGACGGACUUCCUGGGGUCAGCCCCCCACAAGGACGCCCUGGGCUUCCCCAAGCUCGACCCUCUCAAGCCGGACCUCACCCAGGGGAGUCUGGACGCCGCCAGGUCCAACUUGAUGCUGGGGCGGUCACCCACCGGCCCUAACGGCCUGUCCCCCAUCGCCACCUCCGCCCACCACAUAUCAGCGUACCAGUCGUCGCUGGGGUACACCCCCACCGGGUACCCCUACUCUCUCUCCUCCUACGGGGGUGGCAAGCUGUUGAGGCCGUCCGUUUCUACUGCUGUGUCACGCUUCAGCCCCUUCCCGUCGGUGCGCUCUAUCGGAAUGGACUCGCCCUACGUCACCAGACGUGACGUCAGCUUGGCAAGGGAAGGGGAGUAA